AUGAAACAUCUGGAUGAAAUUCGCUUAAUCCUUAACAAUAACGCCCUUGACAUUCUUGCAAUUAAUGAGUCCAAAAUUGAUAAUCAGAUUUCAAAUAAUGAGAUACAUAUUGAUGGUUUUAAUAUAAUUCGUAAAGAUCGAAAUAGGUUUGGUGGUGGUGUGGUUCUAUAUGUUCGCCAAAACAUAUCAUUCUCAGAUAGAAUAGAUCUAAUCCCUGAUGAACUUGAGAUGGUCUGCAUUGAAUUAAGUUUACCCUACAAUAAAUCACUGCUAAUAAGCACAUGGUAUAGACCACCAAAUUCUCUUAUGAAUAAAUUUGAUUACUGGGCAAGCUUUUUAUCAAAAUGUGAUAAUGAAGAUAAGGAGCUAAUCCUCAUAGGAGAUCUAAAUUGUGAUGUCAGUAAAACUAUACCUGACCCUCACACAUGUAAGUUGCAAUUUUUAUGUUCUCUGUAUCAGAUAGACCAACUUAUUAAAGAAUCUACAAGGCUAACUCCUAAAUCAGCUACACUAAUUGAUUUAAUAUUAACAAAUAGACCAGAAAAUAUUUCCAGAUCAGGUGUCAUUCACCUGGGAAUUUCAGAUCACAGCCUUGUCUACGCUGUGAGAAAAUUUACACUACCGAAUGGAAGGCAAAAAAUUCGUCAGGUUCGUAACUUUAAAAACUUUGUCGAAAAUGAUUUCAUUCGGGAUGUGUCUCAAUUGCCUUGGGAGAUGGUCUAUCAGUUUGGAGAUCCCAAUUUAUGUUGGCAAGUCUGGAAAUCACUAUUAUUAGAUGCACUUAAUAGACAUGCCCCUCUGCGCCACAAGCGAAUAAGGAAUAACCCUGUCCCAUGGAUUAAUCCUCAAAUUAAAGAACUUAUGAGAAAAAGGGACUAUCACAAAAAAAGGCCAUAAAAUAUGAUUCGGAGUCACAGUGGGAAUUGUAUAAAACACUACGUAAUGAAGUAAAUAUAAACAUGCGGAAAGCAAAAUCUAAGUACUUUUGUGAUAAAAUCCAGGCAAGCUCUCAAAUGGGAGACAGUAAAAGUGGAUGGGCUUGGAUAAAUUCGCUCUUAGGAAGAAAGCAUAAGAAUGCAAAUAUUAAUGAACUGAAAGUAAAUGAUGAUAUUAUUUCUGAUGAUAAAUCUAUUACUGAAACAUUAAAUAAAUAUUUUAUAAAUAUUGGAAUGAAGAUGGCUGCUGAAUCAGCAUGUCAAAGCACUGAUGCUUUAAAUGAUCAAGUAAUUUAUGAAAGUACUGCGCUUCUUCCUAAAGAAAAUUUUCACUUCGCAGAUAUUACUAUAGAUAGUGUUUCCAAACGCCUACAAAAACUAAAUGUCUCAAAAGCGACAGGUAUGGAUGGAAUACCUGCGAAUAUUUUAAAACUGACAUCAACCCUUAUUGCUCCAUCUAUAACUUUUAUAUUUAACCUAUCGAUUAGAACUGGUAUUUAUAUAGAUGAGUGGAAAUUGGCUAGAGUUAUACCAAUUUACAAAUCUGAGGAUAAGCGUAAAUGCGAAAAUUAUAGACCAAUUUCAAUUCUUCCCAUAAUAAGUAAAAUAUUUGAAGGGGAAGUUUUUACUCAAAUAUAUAGCUUUUUGAAUAAACAUGCGCUUCUGUCUAAAUUUCAAUCCGGGUUUAGACCAAAACAUGGAACCUUAGGUGCUCUUAUACAAAUGUGUGAUCAAUGGCUACAAGACAUGGAUGAAGGCAAAAUAAAUGGAGUUGUUUUUCUUGAUAUAUGUAAAGCAUUUGACUCGGUGAAUCACGAGAUAUUAUUGGAGAAGCUUAAAACCCAGUUUGGAAUUCACGACAUUGAAUUAAAAUGGUUCCAAUCAUACUUAAGGAAUAGAAAGCAAGUGUGUUCUGUUAAUGAUCAAACUUCUUCUGCAAGAACAAUAAUAUGCGGAAUUCCGCAAGGAUCCAUACUUGGUCCAUUAUUGUUUUUGCUAUAUAUUAAUGAUAUGCCUGAUAUUCUAGAAAGGACAACCCCAUGUCUUUAUGCCGACGACACUCAGAUAUCUUCCUCUUCGCAUGAUUACGAUACAUUGAUUGACAAUUUGAAUAUGGACCUUUCCAGUAUUCAUAAAUGGCUUGCUAAAAACAAACUAAAAUAUCAUAGGAAAAAAACAAAAGUCAUGUUUAUUGGAUCUACGCAUAAUCUAAAUCAUAAAAUAGGAAAUAGACCCGUUGAGAUUAACAAAAUCCCAGUCCCACAAACCAAUACAUUUAAAUGUCUAGGUGUAAAUCUAGAUGAAAAAUUAAGUUGGGAGAAACAUAUUGAUUCUGUAUGCCAUAAGAUUAGCGCUGGAAUAGGAGCAAUUAAAAGAAUAAAACCUUAUGUUCCACACAAAACCUUACAUGAUGUCUACAAAACAUUAAUUCAGCCUCAUUUUGAUUACUGUUCUCCCCUGUGGGAUAACUGUGGUUUGGGACUUCAAGACAAAUUGCAAAAAUUCCAAAAUCGAGCAGCAAGGGUGAUUACCGGAGCUGACUACGAUGUAAGAUCGUCUGAAGUCCUAAACAAAUUAGGCUGGGAAACCCUGGCUAGGAGACGAGAACAAAACAAGCUAGUAUUGAUGUAUAAAGUCUUGGGGAACCACACUGCGCCAAACCUUAAAGAUCUUUUUUCUCGGAGAAAUGCAUCGCAGAAUAUUUAUGAUUUACGCAAUAGCGAAACUGAUCUCUCGUUAAAAAAACCGAAAACGGAAUUUCUAAAGAAAACAUUUGGAUACAGUGGAGCAAUUCUAUGGAAUAGUCUCCCGCAAGAUGUCAAGGCGGCUGAGUCAAUUACGUCAUUUAAAACAAUGGCGAAAUUGCAUUUAAGCAGAUGAUAAGCUAAUUUCUCCAGGACCAAAUGAUGGGAGGACAAUAUAGAUUGUGGGCGGGAGGGGGUUAGUUUUGCGUGAGGGUGGGUGGGUACUUGUUUAGGGGGUGGAGGUUUGGGAGGAAGAUGAUAAUAUUUUAGGGUGGGAUUCUUACAUAUUUUGUUCUAUAUAUAAUUAACAUUUAGCUCUUUGUGUGUAUACGCCCUUCGUGGAAACCAGCUGUAAAUAAUUGUCGAAGUUAGCGUAUUGAAAUAAAGUUUAAAAAAAAAAAAAAAAUAUAUAUCCCUGGUAUAUCCGCGUCCAGCAAGUUGAGACCUUGAGAAAGCUUGGCACUCAAGCUGUACGCAGAACUGACUAAUUGAAUCUUUGUUUGCUGUUCGGUUAAAUAGAGAAACUGGCUCUUAAUUAUAUAAAAGUACCUUGAAUUUUUAAGUUUAAUUAAAAAGAAAAAUGCACACUCUGCGUACAUGUUCAUGCGAAUAUAAAUUUUUUGUGUAACGAAAUCUAUAACACUUGUCAAUCAUAUUGCAUGCUGUGUCUAAAAAUAACAUGUGAGCGUCCCACGGUCUAGACAGGUUUUAUGUCAGGCCCUAUUUAAAAUUAGGGCCUGAACUUCAGGUUAAGUUAGCAUGUUCUCAUAGGUUGAUAUAUAAUUAACUAAGAUUUCCGAUUAUACGCCACGCCUCCAAAAAACUUCUUAUGCUAGGAGCGGUCAUCUCAUUGGACGAUUCUAAAUGUAAUUGACGUUUCAGCAAGAAUACUGGCAAAGGAUUGGAUAACUUCGAUCUCUGACGUCACUCUCCUGUGAUAUUGCUCGAAACCAAAUACAGUACCGUUUCGUUACUGCUGGGAACGAAACAAAAAAUAGUGUAAGCUCAAUUACUCUUCGUUUGCCAUCAUGGCGAAUGUUUGGGUUUGCAAUAUUUGUUUCGUCUUUACUGCACUAACGUUAAGAUCGUUGAUAAAACAUAUCACAGUUGCACAUGCCUCCAAACCAAAUUUCAAAGUUAAAUGUCUGAUCACUGGGUGCCCAACAGAAUAUAAGAAGAUGAACUCUUUGCGAACUCAUCUGAGAAGACGGCACAGGCAAUGCCUUGAUCUUCUUGGCACUGGCAACGAAAUAGAUGACCAGGAUCAAAGUGAUCAACCACAAGAUCAACUGCAGAGAGAGUUCCAGAAUACGUUAAGUUCAUCAUCCUCUUCAUCGGAUUCAGAAAGUGAAAGCGAGUGUUCAUAUUUG
This is a messenger RNA of Paramuricea clavata, 4050 nucleotides long. NCBI's taxonomy places the organism in Eukaryota, Metazoa, Cnidaria, Anthozoa, Malacalcyonacea, Plexauridae. The record is from the annotation of a GenBank genome assembly.